Molecule: messenger RNA, 1056 nt
Organism: Talaromyces amestolkiae
Lineage: Eukaryota; Fungi; Ascomycota; Eurotiomycetes; Eurotiales; Trichocomaceae
Exons: 2
Coding region: 1-1056 (351 amino acids)
Source: RefSeq, a predicted model, not a curated record
AUGACCAUCAGACGCAGCAAAACUAUGCCGACUGAGGGCCAUGCAACCAGAUUUCUCUAUACAAUUCUCAAACAGCUGGACCUCAAAACUAUCGACUGGAGUCUUGUCGCAACAGAGCUAGACAUCUCAAACGGCCACGCUGCUCGUAUGCGCUACUCGCGCUUCCGACAGCAAAUGGAAGGUUCGACAACAACCACCGUUCCCAAAACCACAAAACCCAAGAAGGCAAACAGCAAAACCGACAUGGGCAAAACAACCAAACAAUCCUCAAAGGGAAAGAACCCCUACGACAAAAGCAAGGAUUUCAAUGAUAGCAAAUGUGGUAGCGGCGGUUACGGUUCGGAAGGCAGCCUUAAAAAGCGUCCUGCGCCAGACGAUUUUAUGAAGCAGGAUAUCAAGACUAGCGGUGGUAAUUAUGGGGUCAUGGGGACGGAGCAGAUGAAUACAUUUGCACCAGUCACGUAUGAUCCUUUCGCGAGUGCGGCGUCGUACUGGACUCCUUCCGCAGGGACGAUUCUGUCUACUGAUACUUCGACAUUUCCUUACAUGAUGCCAAUGCCGGAUUUGCACCAACAGCAGCAGUUUCCUGUUGAUCCGUUCGCGAAUAUGUGUCUUGGGCCGAUGCCACAAAUGCAAAAUGUAGAAGAUAUGAACAUGUCACUCAACCAGGGAUGGGGUCCACAGUUCUAUGAUCAGAUGUUUUCCAAUGACCAUUUCAAUCAAAAGAAUGCCAAUCCUACUGCUGCUCAACUUACUGCAACUGCAACUGCAGCACGUAAAGUUACCGACGCUCCAACGAAUCCGCAAGAAUGGAACAAUCAGGUUGAUUUUUGCUUUUCGGGUUGCUGCCAACAACCUCCUCCAUACCCUAACACGCCAUCACUCUACCCGGAUGUGCCUACUACAACAGAUCACCUCCGGGAUUCGUUGUUAUCCGCACCUGUCGAGCCUUGGGUGCCACCACCACCGCAGAACCAGUGGGUUGCCAUUAAGCCAGAGCCUGGUGAGGAUGGAAAUGUUGAUGACAUCUUCGUCAAGGUAGAAUCCGGUGCGUGA